This is a messenger RNA of Sardina pilchardus (European sardine), 1348 nucleotides long. RefSeq names its product mohawk homeobox a (gene mkxa). The record is from RefSeq and is a predicted model, not a curated record. Gene Ontology annotation, molecular function: DNA-binding transcription factor activity, RNA polymerase II-specific; RNA polymerase II cis-regulatory region sequence-specific DNA binding. The coding region runs from base 211 to 1317 and encodes 368 amino acids. Gene Ontology annotation, cellular component: nucleus. Gene Ontology annotation, biological process: regulation of transcription by RNA polymerase II; cell development; muscle organ development. The transcript is spliced from 8 exons. NCBI's taxonomy places the organism in Eukaryota, Metazoa, Chordata, Actinopteri, Clupeiformes, Clupeidae.
CUCCGGAGUUGAGGACGGGAAUAUGUAAACGGGGAAUGGGCCAUUGGCAACGGGACUACUCACUACAGUCACGCAGGACGGGUGCUUGACAGGAGAGACGAGGAAGCCGGACGGUCUGCAGCGGCUUCAGAGAGCGAAGCGGCCACGCGCCCCACAGCCCUUUGAUUUCCCCCACGCACGACGGAGCGCGUGAGGAAUACGGCACCAAAGAUGAACACGAUUGUGUUCAACAAACUUAGCAAUCAGGUUCUGUUCGAGGAGAAAGCCAAGGAGGUGGAGAGGAGCAGCAGGAAUUAUUUGGAAGUGAUCGAUGGACAGCACGCAGACCUUCUCUCGGGCAACCCCGCAAUCAAAGACAGCUCAGCCAUCCGCCACCGGCGUGCGGGGUCCCGUCAGAACGGCGGAAAGGUGAGACACAAGCGGCAAGCGCUGCAGGACAUGGCCCGGCCCCUGAAGCAGUGGCUGUACAAGCACAGGGACAACCCGUACCCCACCAAAACAGAGAAGAUCCUCCUGGCCCUGGGCUCACAGAUGACGCUGGUCCAGGUAUCGAACUGGUUUGCCAAUGCUCGCCGGCGGCUCAAGAACACCGUGAGACAGCCAGACCUGAGCUGGGCCCUGCGGAUAAAGCUCUACAACAAAUACGUGCAGGGCAACGCAGAGAGACUCAGCAUCAGCAGCGACGACACCUGCUCAGAAGAUGCCACAUUCUCAAACAGAUGUAUUCAGCGCUCAAAUGGCGAGAACCCCGCUCACACGCAAUCGGGUCCCGUGGACCACACCCAGCCCACGUACCAGAGCGUGAUCAAGAAGGAGGGGGGCGGCGCCUCGGCCCUGUCGCUGCACCACCACCCCGGGGCGGGCGAGGGCGCUCUGCCCGAGGACUACGUGUCUCCGCCCAAGUACAAGAGCAGCCUGCUGCACCGCUACCUGAACGACUCGCUGCGCCACGUGAUGGCGGGCAGCGUGAUGGGCGCGGCGGCCCGCAAGCGCCACCACUCCGGCUCCUACAGCUCCAACGAGUACGAGGACGAGCUGCUGUCGCCCUCCUGCUCCGAGCCCGAGGCCAGCUUCGUCUACCGCACCGACCCGGUGGAGCAUGGAUCAAGUAAAUGUGACAACUCCAGCGCGGGGCCGAGGGAAAAGGGCCGGGGGAAAGAGGAGACGUACUGGAAGGAGAUCAACGCGGCCAUGGCCCUGACCAACCUGGCCCACGCCAAGGACGGCUCCUCAGGAACCACCAGCUGCAUCAUCCAGAAGUCCUCACACAUAGCCGAGAUAAAGACUGUCAAAGUCCCCAUACUGCACAAGUACUGACCCGCUCGCUCCUAGCAGCUCACACACUCAC